CUGAGACUAUCACGUCUCGAGGCUACGGUACGCCAGCUAUUCUCUAUUACUACGGUCAAUACAAAUAAAAAGAAUAACUUCUCUGUAUGUAAAGGAUGUAUAAAUGAAGUGUCUUGUAGGAGUUGUAAUUGCGAGUCUUAGUAGGGUUUUCUUAUAACUUUACCAACAGCGCAAGAAUCAACAGCUCCGUCACCGCUGCAGUUUCUUCAGCGAAACUGAAAAUUACGUUGUAAAAGGUUCACAUAAGCAUGGGGGCAUUUGCUGAUCGAGCUCGCAAGGCCGCAGCAACGGCGCGGGCCACGGCUGUUGUCGCCGGCGAAGAUGCCGAAAAGCCCACGAAGAACGAAACCAUGGGCAUCGACAUGGAGGGCAAAUGCCGCAUCCCGAUGCCAGACUUGCCCAAGCCGCUCACCACUGAGGAGAAGAAAUACCUGCUGGCGGUCGAGCGUGGAGACAUCGCCACUAUCAAAAAGAUGCUGCAGAAGUGUGCGCGUCAUCCCUCGUACAUGAACCGCAACUGCGUGGACCCCAUGGGGCGGGGGGCGCUGCACAUGGCCAUUGACAACGAGAACCUGGAGAUGGUCGAGCUGCUCGUGGUCAUGGGGGUGGACACGAAGGACUCCUUGCUGCACGCCAUCGAUGUCGAGUUUGUCGAGGCUGUUGAGGUGUUGCUUGAACAUGAGGAAGUCAUUCACAAGGAAGGAGAGCCCUACUCUUGGGAGAAAAUUGACCGUCACACCGCAUCCUUUACUCCGGAGAUCACGCCUCUCAUCCUGGCCGCUCACAGGGACAAUUACGAGAUCCUAAAGAUCCUUCUUGAUCGCGGCGCUGCUCUGCCCAUGCCUCAUGACAUCAGGUGCGGCUGCGAUGAGUGCAUCAAGUCUUCAACGGACGACUCGUUGCGUCACUCGAUGUCGCGCAUCAACUCUUAUCGCGCCCUCGCCUCGCCCUCACUCAUCGCGCUAUCCUCCACCGACCCCAUCCUUACCGCCUUCGAGCUCUCGGGCGAACUCAAGUCUCUUGCUUAUGAGGAAAAUGAGUUCAGCUCCGAGUAUGUGGAAUUGCGAAAGCAAUGCCGGUCAUUUGCGGAAGAGCUUCUGUCGCACACGCGCUCCUCGACGGAGCUCGCGGUCAUGCUCAACUAUGACCCUGAGGCGCUGCCCUACGAAGACGGCGACAGCAUGAAGCUCAAGAGACUUGAACUUGCCAUCGACUACAAGCAGAAAGCUUUCGUUGCUCAUCCCAACGUCCAGCAGCUCCUUGCUGCUCUCUGGUACGCCGGAUUGCCGGGCUUCAGGCGCCUCACUCUCAUGCAGAAGCUUUUUCAGUUGUUCAAGGUGGUGGUCCUGUUCCCCGUGUACUGUGUGCAGUACAUACUUUUCCCGGACACAGCUUCCAGCAAACUCAUCCGCACUCCAUUCAUGAAAUUCCUCCUGCACUCUGCGUCGUACCUUCUCUUUCUACUGCUGUUGAUCCUGUUCUCGGUGCGCUUCGAAGAGUUGUUCGUAUUUUACUUGGGCACCGAAAGUAUGAGGCAGAGUUUGGCGGAGUCGCUGAAGAAGCAGCGCGGCAACUUGCCAACGCCCAUCGAAUGCUUCAUCCUCUUCUACGUCUUCGGCUUUUUAUGGGAAGAAUUGAAAGAGAUCCACAAAGACGGUUUAGGAAAGUAUUUUCGCAACAUGUGGAACAUCCUUGACAUAAUGCGCGACUCGCUCUACCUCUCGACGUUUCUGCUAAGAGUCUUCGCUUACAUUCAACAGUCCAUCGAAAUCAGCCAAGAUCCUCAGACGGCGUUCAUCCCGCGACAAGAAUGGCACGGCUUCGACGCGCAGCUGGUGUCGGAAGGCCUCUUCUCAGCAGCCAACAUCCUGUCUGCCCUGAAGCUCGUGCACAUCUUCAGCAUUAACCCGUACCUCGGGCCCCUGCAGAUCUCCCUCGGCAGGAUGGUCAUCGACAUCGUCAAGUUCUUCUUCAUUUACACCCUCGUCCUCUUCGCUUUUGCUUGUGGACUGACGCAGUUGCUGUGGUACUAUAACGACCUGGAGAAGCAGAAGUGCUAUUCCUUGCCUGGGGGCUUACCCGACUGGUCAAAGAACGGUGACGCUUGCAUGAAGUGGCGACGAUUUCACAAUCUGUUCGAGGCGUCCCAGUCGCUGUUUUGGGCGGGCUUCGGCAUGGUGGGCUUGGACGACUUCGAGCUGACGGGCGUGGGCGGCUACACGCGCUUCUGGUCCAUGACGAUGUUCGGCGCUUACUCCAUCAUCAACAUCAUCGUGCUGCUCAAUCUCCUCAUCGCCAUGAUGUCCAACUCAUAUUCUUUCAUUGUUGAUCACGCUGACACUGAGUGGAAAUUCGCUCGAACAAAGCUAUGGAUGUCGUACUUUGAAGAUGGCCGCACAGUUCCCCCUCCUUUCAACAUCAUUCCUUCUGUUAAGAGUAUCAAGAGGUUCUUCAAGGGACACGAGCAAAAAGAACUCCUGAGGAAAAUGUCCUCUAAGACAAUGGGACGAGCGCGCAAGGCCCGCGACUACCGCUACCUGGCCGUUAUGCGCGCCCUCAUCUGGCGCUACGUGUGCUCCAUGCAGCAGAGGAACAUGGAGAAGGCCGUCACCGAGGACGACAUCAACGAGGUUAAGGGCGACAUAUCAGCUCUUAGGUUUGAGCUCAUCGACCUCUUCGAAGCCAACGGCAUGGACAUCUCGAUGUGCGAGAAGAAGAGCAAAGCCGCGUUGGGCCGUAAAAUGAGGAUAUGGGAGCGCCGCCUCAUGCGGGACUUCCACGUGUCCCCGGCCAUGGGGGCGGAGGACAACUCCAGCGCCGCUGAGCCUGCGCUCCCGCCGGCAGAUCCCACAGCCGCUGACAGGUUCCGCCGCAUCGCCAGACUGGCGAUGGUGUCAAAGAUUGCGGACACAUCUUGCGGCUCUGGCCCGCAGAUUGGUGGUAACCAGAUAGGUCGAAGCCACAUUACGGAUGACACGGGGAAGAAUAAUCUAAAGGAGGCAAUGGAGAAAGCCCGACGUAAGAUGGAGGAAGGCACUCCAGACAACUCGCCAAAUUCUUCUCGCGGCUGUUCACCUUUUCCCGAGUUGUACACCGGGCCACAUCUCAUGGAGGCCAUUCAGAGUCUCGACCUGAGCCCAGCCAACUCUCCCGCUGAAACUCCGUUACCCAAAACCGCUUGGACAUUCCAAAAGGACAAAAAAGACGGUCAAGCAACAGACCCCAGCAUGCUCACUAUCCCAGGACGCCGGCCAGAGAGCUCUCUGAAAUCUGGCACUCAACCUACCGAUAAAAAAAUCAUUGUCCCUCAGAAAACAUGUGCAGAUUAUACAACUCCCGUUGGUACCAAGCAAGUGAAUGAGAAAAGGCAACAAAAUACCGUCUCUGGGAACGAGGUUCGACCUCAGCCUAUUUUCCCUCCGUGUGGCCAGAUGCCGCUGCUACCGAGUACCGUAGGCAAGGAAUCAUCUAAGAGUUCUAAUUCAACGAUAAUUCAGGAAACACAAAUUCAUCGUCCCCGGAACUCAGACCAGAUGCAACAGUUCACAAAAACUUCAGACUUGGAAACCGUGGACGUCGUUCGUAAGCCCCUGAACUCAUCGAGGCAGAAUUCUCGAGACAAUCUUGUAGCUGACGCUGCUACGAAUAAACCGAUUAGCAAUACGGUAUUGAAACUAGAGUCUAAGAAGCUUACCGGAAUUCAAACAGGUCAGAGCGCUCCCUUAGGUAUUGAUAGGCCGAAGUCCAGUGAAUUUCCAUUGAUUGAUUCUCUCGCUCAUAAAACUUCUCCAACGAGCAUCUCUACGAAAAAGUUUGGGGAUCGCAAUGAAACUGUGCCUGCCAUACCACCAGACAUUGCAGUCAUUCCUUCAACGCCAGCUCCCCCGGAGACUCCACCUGUUCACGUUCGAGCUUGUGUUCGGCCAAAAAAGUCUGAAGUGCCAAAAAGUGAAUCUGGAUCAACCCCAGAUGGUAAAGGAACGCAACUGGAUGAACCGCUUAAAUUUUCAACAUCCUCAACAAUGCAGGAAGAAGUUAAUCCGUCAUCUCUGCAAACUACCAACGCAUCUGCGCCCCUUCAUAAUAUUACUCAGACUCCUCCUCUGAUCACAUCGUCCUCGUCACCUCCAUUAAAUCCUACUGCAGCAAUUCCAUCAUCCGCAAGUACUUCAGUCUGUUUUACUACUGAUACAACUCCGUUAAUUGAAAACGCUGUCACUGAUGGGAUACGAUUGGCCACACUUCCAAGCCAGACUGAGGCAGACGACGUCAAGAUCAAGAAGAAGCCGGCACCUCCAACUCCGGCUACCUCAACAGUUCAAGCAGAUAAGAACCAAAAAUCUGACGACUCCAAGCCGUGUUCGGCCAAACUCAACAAAUCUCCUUGGAUUUAAAUACUUUCUAGCGAGACAGGUAAGAGUAUAUGUUUACCUGUCUCUGCGAGGGACUUAGAAGUGAAAUCUGUUAUUGGCGGUAAUAUGAUAUUUAUGUAAUAAUUCUUAGUUGAAUUGUAUGCUGUGUAUUUGUGAAAGCUCUUACUUUGAAGCCAGCUAAUAUUUAAACACUUAUGACCAAUUCUUUACCUGCCUGACAUUGUAAUGUUUGAGAAUCAUAACAAUCAUCAUAUAUCGUACUAACCCUUGGGUGAACUCUUAUGUAGUCGUAGUAUAAUUGUUUCUCAUUUUAAAUACAGUUUCAAAAAUGAAAUGUUCCUCAAUGAGUAUUUACUGAAUUCUUGCAACGCACUCUGAUCACCGCUGAGCGUCUUCAUGGCAGGCCCCAGUGAUAGGCAGUUGCAGAAUUGCAACUGCCUUUGCAAUUACAGUAGCUGCUAGGAGGUAAAUAACCGAGGUGUAUUAUAUGGCGCGCUGGCUUGUUUAGAAGGGUGCUUGACGUGUUCAAACGAAAGUCUUUUUCCCAGUUUACUAGCUGGUUCAUAUAUAUUCACCUGGUACUCGGUAGGAGUUGUUUGGACGUCGUAAACUAUCAAAUUAGUGCACAGUUCUUGACAGCAGUUGCUACCGUGGAUUUAAUACAUGAAUUUACGGAUUGAUAAUAUUUAAUAAUCGUUUCGAUUGGUGACUUUUCAAAACAUAAACUACACUUUUUAUAAGUUACGUGAACCGCUUCGCUUCAAUUGCAGAGCUUACGUAGAAUAGAAAGUUCAUGAGUUGUUGAUUACCAGCUCGCUUGAGUGCCGAGUAGUGUGCUGUCUUCUACUUAUUAUAACAUUUUAUCUUUUGCUGCAUGGAUUUCUACUCGCCGUAUUUAUAGUAGAAUUUAGGGAUAGCCUAAGAUUUUUUUCUUUGCGUUGCGUUAACUAACAUGAAUGCUAUUUGAAAGUUUUUAUAGACGGCAUUAGAUUCUUCAUUAGUUAUUUAUCACAACAUAUUGUUAACUAAUAUAAAAUGAAACUCUGUGUAAAUUUUUGUAGAUUAAAAAUUUUACCAAUAAGUCGCGAAGGUUCAUACUGUUGUAUAUGGAAUAAGUACCAAAGGUUGAACCCGGAAUGAGUUUGCGUUCUGUAGUGAUCCAAUGCUGAUGCAAAAUAGCACAGGAUGAGCAAACCAGUUGUACUUGUGAAGCGACUCUCUAAAUAAUUUACUUUAGUAGCAAAUUUUUCUGAAGCUACUUCAUUAAUUUGACACAACACCAAUUUUGUCCGUUCGUAUCACGCAAGCUGAAAUAAGGUAGAGUUAAGGCGGGUUCAUUCUCAUAUCAGAAAACUCUGCCAUUGUCCUUCGCUCGGUGCAAGUCGCAAUUCAGAAGCUCAAUGCACUAAAAAAUAUCUAGAGAUCUUGAUCAGCUUCACCGUUAUUCCGUACUAAAAUAUUAUGAUAUGCGUUAUGCAAUGACUGAAGAAAUACUUGCAUCACAUGUAAUUUUUCGGCGUUAUCAAUCACAUGAAAAAAUAGCUUCAGAUUUAGUGAUCUCCAUUUAUCCCAAUAUAAGUUAUGCGUUGACUAGUUAUUGCUUUUUCUUAUUUAAAACUGUUUAUUAAAGCCUAUAAUCAC
Hyalella azteca is the source of this 6014-nucleotide messenger RNA. RefSeq names its product transient-receptor-potential-like protein. Gene Ontology annotation, biological process: regulation of cytosolic calcium ion concentration; calcium ion transmembrane transport; manganese ion transport. Gene Ontology annotation, molecular function: inositol 1,4,5 trisphosphate binding; store-operated calcium channel activity; protein binding. Gene Ontology annotation, cellular component: cation channel complex; membrane. The record is from RefSeq and is a predicted model, not a curated record. The coding region runs from base 249 to 4394 and encodes 1381 amino acids. Lineage: Eukaryota; Metazoa; Arthropoda; Malacostraca; Amphipoda; Hyalellidae. The transcript has 19 exons.